AUGGGUGUGGCUCCCAUCAGCCUUAUUGUAAAUGAACUCGAAUACACGAAAGCAGAGAGCAAGCCCCAUGUGUUCGAACCAGUUAUGAGUCUGCCAAGGUACUACAGCACGAUGUGCUUGGUUAAUAUGGGGAUUCUCGCCUUAGAAGGAGGUGGUGCGCAGCCCAAAGGCCUGCGUCUAUCGGAAAUCAAGAGCGUUUCCGGCAUUACGUGGAGUAUUGCCUUGGAACCUCUCCCUCCGGCCAUCUACGCGAAAGGUGCAAGUGCCAACUCCCUCGAACUUGGCGAUUAA
This is a messenger RNA of Hypoxylon fragiforme, 291 nucleotides long. RefSeq lists its product as uncharacterized. NCBI's taxonomy places the organism in Eukaryota, Fungi, Ascomycota, Sordariomycetes, Xylariales, Hypoxylaceae. The coding region runs from base 1 to 291 and encodes 96 amino acids. The record is from RefSeq and is a predicted model, not a curated record. The transcript has 2 exons.